AUGAAGUUCCAGGGGGCCCUGGCCUGCCUCCUACUGGCCCUGUACCUGGCCGGUGGGGAGGCUGGCCCAUUGCUAAACGGAGGGGCAGGCGCUGCGGCAGAUAUUGGAGAAGCCAUUGGACGCGGGGUGGGAGAUGCCAUUAGUCACGGAAUCGACAAGGCCAUCAGCCAAGGGGCCAGAGAGGCGGCUCAUGCUCUUGGAAACACUGGGAGUGAGGCUGGCAGACAGGCUGAGAAUAUUAUUCGACAUGGAAUAGAUGGUGCGCACAGCUCCUGGCAGGGGAUGCCUGGCAGCAACGGUGCUUGGGGAACCAAUGGGCAGCCUCCAUCUGGAGGCCACGGCGUCUUUGUUUCUCAGGGUGGCCACGGAGCCCACAUCCAGGGCAAUCCUGAAGGUCUGGGGACUCCCUGGAACCAUGGAUACCCUGGAGGCCCAGGCGGCAGCUUUGGGACCAACUCUCAGGGGAGCUCCUGGGGCCAAGGAGGCAGUGGAGGGCCAUACAACCCGGGGACCAACGCUCAGGGAGCUGUGGCCCAACCCGGUUAUGGCUCAGUGAGGGGCAAUGGCAACCCAAAUGUCGAGUGCACCAACCCGCCCCCCUCUGGCUCUGGUGGAAGCUACAGCAGCUCUUGGGUAAGCUAUGGCGGUGGCAGUGGCAGUGGCAGCAGUGGCGGUGGCAGUGGCGGUGGCAGUGGCGGCGGCAGUGGCGGCAGUUCUGGGGGCAGCUGGGGAAACAAUGCUGGCUCUUCCUCGGGGAGCAGCGGAGGAGGCGGUGGAGGGAGCAAACCCGGGUGUGACAACCCAGGAAAUGAAGUCCGGGUGUCCGGAGGGUCUGGGGGUCAGGGAAUAAACAGGGAAGGUGGCCACUUCGUUGGGGGCUCCCAAGGCAAUUAUCAGGGGCAAGGGUCCAGUGGGGGAGGUGAAGCUGUCGGUGGAAUCAAUAACCUGAACUCUCAGACAUCUCCUGGGCCCUUCAACUUCGACACUUUCUGGAAGAACUUUAAAGCCAAGCUGGGUUUCAUUAACUGGGAUGCCAUAAACAAGGGUGAAGUCCCGACCCCCAGCACCCGAGCCCUCCUCUACUUCAGUCGACUCUGGGAGGAUUUCAAACACAACACCCCUUUCUUGAACUGGAAAGCAAUUAUCGAGGAUGACUACCCAUCAUCAUCACUCCAGAAGAGGGCAGGCAGUGCUGGCCAGCCUGGUGCAGAAUGGUCAGAGCCAGCAGCUGUGACUUCUAAGAACUACAAUUACAACCAGCAGGCGUAUCCUACUGCCUCCGGUGGGCAGUACCCAGCCAAGAUGCCCGCUAAGGGGGGAGUCACAGUUUCUUCCUCGGCUUCCCGGGCACGGCCUGGCCUGCUGCAGUGGGUGAAGUUCUGGUAGAAAAUUGCUCCCAGCCACACCUGAGGACCUGAAAAACAUCAGUCAUCAAGGAGCCCAACUGCUCCCCUCCCCGAGCUCUCCCUCCAUGCCAGGCCUGGUCUGGGUGUUGACACCUGCUUUUUCUAGGUUGGGGACCUGGUCUGUCUGUCCCUUGUUUCUC
Molecule: messenger RNA, 1546 nt
Organism: Miniopterus natalensis
Lineage: Eukaryota; Metazoa; Chordata; Mammalia; Chiroptera; Miniopteridae
Source: RefSeq, a predicted model, not a curated record